AUGAGAGCUGAUGAUAAGUAUGAACAUUUGUGAUAUUUUUAGUAAAUCAUUUUGUUCCAAAAUUCUUUAGGUUUGCAAUUAUUCAUCUGGGGAUAUUAAUUAACACAAUAAUUUUAUUGAAUAUGAUAUCCCCAUUUUUAAUAAGAUUCCAAAUUCAAAAAAAAUUCAAACUAAACCUAAAGAAAAUAAAAUUAAUUCUGUAAAGGAUUUACAGAGCGAUUUUAUUGAGCCAAAAAAGGAUUUGAAUAAUACUCCUUUAUAUUGUAUUAAUUGGCUAAAAUAUAAAUAUGAGAUAAAAGUAUAUAUUAUUUGAUUUAGGACUUUAAUCAAUUAAAAUAAUAAUACGAAAAGAUUUUAUUGAUAAAACCAGAACUGAAUAUAGAUCAUCAAAUUGAAAAAGAUUUAAAAAGAACUUUGCUAGCAGAAGAAAAUAUAAAAGAGAUUAAAAAUAUAUUAUUAGCUUAUUCCAUUUUUGAUCCUUCAAUUGGAUAUAUUUAAGGAAUGAAUUAUAUCGCUACCGUGUUAUAUAAUCAUGCAAAACAAGAAUGGGUCGCUUUUUGGAUAUUCCUUUUACUUAUUGAUUCAAUCAGAAUUAGAGAUAUGUAUUAAAUGUGUAUGAAUUCUUUAAACAAAUAUUCAAAAAUAUUAGACUUCUAUAUAUACAGAUUAUAAUUUAAAUUAUAUGAAAAGCUUAAGGAGAAGUAAGUUUUAACUCAAUUUUAUUUCUAAUAAUGGAUUUUAAGUUUAUUAUUAUAGCAAAUACCAUUCGAAUAUUCUUAAAUGUAUUUAGAUGGGUUACUGAGAAAAGGUUUAUCUUAUUUUUAUUCGAUUGCAAUUACGCUAAUAAAGAUCUUUGAACAGACAAUUAUAGAAGAAGAGUAAAUAGAAAUAUUGAUGACACUUACAUAAAAGCAAAAUGUAUUAAUUAAUAAAAAAGUAGAAUAAAUUGAAUUGGAGAUUUAUUUUAUCAAUGAAUUGGGGUAUUGAGAAUAGUGAUAUAGAAGCAUUUAUUGAUAGUUUUGAAAGUGAAUAGAACAAAUUUUCGAUUCAAAGGUUGUAGAAUAAUAAAUAAUAGUAGAUUACUCAUUUUAUUUAAUUUAUAAAAAAAUGUUGA
Paramecium sonneborni is the source of this 1114-nucleotide messenger RNA. The record is from the annotation of a GenBank genome assembly. NCBI's taxonomy places the organism in Eukaryota, Ciliophora, Oligohymenophorea, Peniculida, Parameciidae.